AUGGCGGUUGAAUUGAGCACGUGCCAAGAACCGCGAACGCACACGCUACGCGUCCCGCCCCUUACCCCGCCUCCCUCGCCUUUCAAGUCGGGAAACAGUGACUAUAUGAGUGCGAGAGAAAUGCGAUGUCGCGCCAGGGAAAAUGCGAGUCCGGCGCGGCGGCAAAGCGGUUCAUUUGUAUCACCGCCGACCUAGCUUUUUUUUUCGACUCGGACUGAGUCGUUAUAUUUAGUGCUCACAGAACUUCCUCACUAAUUCGAACUGCUAAACAUUGAAAUCCUCUCAGAUCAUAGAAACCUUGGAAACCAUUUCACUGAGCAUCUACACAAGGUGCCUUCAUCGACAACUUUUGAGGGCUUUGGUAGUCCAGGCGGCUAUUCCUCUAGUUGUCAGCUUCUCCCCUUGCUUCAUCGUAUGGUACACACCGCUUUUCGAAAUUCAAGCUCCGGAGUUUGAAUUUUCAAGAGUAAUGUAUACAAGUCAAAGGGCUCAGGUACACGAAUACCUUUGGCUACCCGAUGUUGAGUGCUUUUCCUUGUUGCGACCCGUUGGCCAUCAUGUUUUUGAUCGCUGAUUACCGCCAUGCUGUUUUUGAAAGAAUCCAGAAACUCAAAUACAUCAGUAUCAAGGGAAAUUCAAUAGCCACUACUACACAAUUCAUAAGUAAAUGAAUGUAUUCUGAAUUUGGUGAAAAGGACGUUAUUUGCACUUUCCACGUGAUGAUCUUAUUCUUGCGAAACCCUAUCACCAGAAAAUGGGUCUCCAUCCUUCAUAAUGACCCUCGAGAUCGCCCUCAAUGAAUAACAGUAGAGCUUCUGGGUAGUAAUGAGGGAGGUUGGGCUUUUUGCAAAAUUUGCAUCUCGCCUAUUCUCGAUUCUUUCCCUGAUUCUGAAUUCUCUUCUGAUUUAUAUGAUCAGAUCGAGAAAUAAGUCGAAUAUCGGAAACUAUCGACAUUUGUUGACCUGUUUUGCUUUUUUUGAUAUCAGUUAUUCACUUCUUGAUCUUCUGGGGAACAUGGUUUGAUUGAUGAAAUUAAGGUAAGAAGUAUAGAAAGGUGAAUUUGAAGACUGGACACCACUACAAAGCGUCAGUCUUCAUGUUCACUAGAGAUGGUCUUCUUUCGGAAGUUUUCAUUUUCAUAUUUUAUAUUUUCUCUCUCUCUUCUAUUUUUUAUUUUAUUUAUUUUUAUUUUUCAUUUCCAAACCAAGCUCUAUAAUAUAAUCCCAGAACAGAGCCACGUCAACAGUUUAUCUUCUAUUGAAGGCUACUUUCAUCGGAUUCAGCUUUGGACUGCUGCUCCUACACUUUCUCUAUCGAUGUUUAGCACUGCUAAAGUCGUCUUUUCUCAAUUUUUUGACGUAUUCAUUCAUUUUUAGGCCUACAGUUCUGAUGCGUUACACUAAUGCAACUGGAAUUAUUAUUUUUGUAUUUAUAUUCCUAACGCAUGGAGCUUUUUUCAUGGCAGCUACGCUUUUGGCUUUGGCGGAUGAGGAAACUAGAAAAUAUGUGAGAGAAGAUUUUCUCAAAAGCCAUACGGCAGACUUUGAUAAUAUCGCCUUUCUGGUCUUCUCUUUCGAUGUAAUUUUGAAAAACCGUCUCGGCAAUUAUAUCAAUUUUUGAGUCGCCGAUUGAGUGGAGAAGGAAAAUUUCGUACUUGGUUCUGAUAUCUGAUUCAAUUGUCGGCUUUUCGGUAAUCGCCGUUUGCAUCUACCUCGCAACGAAAGUGAGUUUGAAGGAGAACUCUGCGACUGACGCUUUUUCAGAUUAUCUCAACUUUGAAAACGAGUUCAAUGAGUUUCUUCACCCAGAAAAUUCACGCUCAACUUUUGAGAGCUCUAAUCGUCCAGACGGCUAUUCCCAUAUUUUUCAGCUUCCUACCAUGUAUCGUCGUUUGUUAUGCCCCGGUUUUCGAUAUCCGCGCUUCAGAGUUUGGAAGUUUGAAGUAGAAUCACCUUAGAAACAGUUUCAGGUACGCCGAUACUUUUGGUUAUCCAAUGUUGAGCGCUUUUCCUUGCUGCGAUCCAUUGGCCAUCAUUUUUCUGAUUCCCGAUUAUCGCCAUGCGGUUUUGGAGUGGCUGAAGUUUAAGAGCUUCAAGAAAAACUGGGUAGAAAAUACCGCAACGUCUUUGAAACCAACGAAAUACAGCAUUACAUGAGCUUAAAUAUUUUUUAAAUUCCAUAAUCAAAUCAAAUCGUUCAUUUUGUUGUUAUAGUAAGAUUUAAUCGACUUGGCGGUGAAAAAGAACUUUUGAAGCUAUAACGAACAACCGCCGUUGGCGAACUAGAAGUUCAAAUGUGUAGUCGAAAAAGUAGAAAGCAUGGUCUUACGAUCCUUCGCCUCGUUCUUCUGCGCGCAGUUCAUUCAGUUGCGCCUUGAGCAACUCAGACUACAGCGGAGCCCGAAGAGCUCUAGGUGGAGCCUCGGAAUGAGAGUGACCCCUUCGAGGGAAGACUUUACACGGAAUAUAAGAUUAUCCCGCGUAUUUUCUUCACUCGAAGUGGUAGCUCUCUCAAUCGGCCGAGGCUACCCUAGAGUGUACACGGGGUCCGUGCCCGAGCCCCAUCAUCCCCGCCGUGCCCGUACCCGCGAAACUGAGGGAUCUACUUGUGGAAGAACGAGGCGACGGACCGUAA
Messenger RNA from Caenorhabditis auriculariae, 2634 nucleotides. The record is from the annotation of a GenBank genome assembly. Lineage: Eukaryota; Metazoa; Nematoda; Chromadorea; Rhabditida; Rhabditidae.